AUGCCACGCAAGGGGAGCCGCAAAGUGCGAUCUGGUUGUUUGACAUGCAAGGCCCGCAAAGUAAAAUGCGAUGAAGGCAAACCCUCGUGUCAGCGAUGCGUCAUUGGUGGGCGGGUAUGUCAGGGGCUUGAUUUCUCCAAUCAAGCAAAGUCGUCUCUUCAACUCGUACAACCACGGAAUCACGUACUCGGAGACACGGUCAGAAGCGAGUCGAGGGUCAUGGAGUUCUUCUGCAACGUUGCGGCGCCGUCUUUAUCAGGACCCAUUGAUCCCUACUUUUGGACCCAUAUUGUCCUUCAGCUUGCCGAGCUGGAACCGUGUGUUAGACACUCUGUCAUGACCAUUAGCUCCCUAUUCGAGAAUCGUCGGAGCCGUGAUAUAUCCUCGGCCGUUGCUGUGCAGAGAAACGUUGUUGCUUUGAAACAUUAUAACGCAGCUAUUCGCGAACUCCAAGGCCCCAGACGUCUGGAUCUGGGAUUAACCUUGUUAACGUGCCUCCUCUUUGUCUGCAUCGAGGUUCUGCACGCAAACGGUGAUAUCGCUAUUCGACAUUGCUACCAUGGGAUUAAUCUGAUGGGAACUUCUGACCCACCAGAAACCUCACGAGUCUGGCCACUCCAGAUGUACCAUGUCUGCACCGUCCUAUCCACCGUGAUAUUCACAACAGACGAAACUGAUUACGAUGAAUUCAUUCCCACUUUCAAAGAAUUGGUAAAGGGUGCCGGCGAACUCGCUGGAUUGAGGACCAGACCAACAAAAUCCGAAUUUCAUUUCGAAAUGGGUUUCGCGCCUUUUCUGUUCUUUGUCGCCAUUAAAUGUCGGGAUUUUGAAACCCGAAUGGAAGGUCUUCGCUUGAUGAGCGUGCUCUGCGCAGCGCAAGAGAGUCUUUGGAAUAGCCAUACGUUACAAGUUGUUGCACAGCGAAUCAUCGAUCUCGAGCAUGGCAUCACAACUGGAGAAGAAUCAACGAGCUACUAUACUUUGCCUGACGAUAAUAUCAGAGUCAGACAUUUCGUCGUUGGUCCAGUAAAGUCUGGAACUGACGGCUUGAUUGGAAGGGAAAUAUCCUUCUACAUGCCAUUGGAUGAUGGCAUAUACAUUAAGCGUGAGAUAUUCUCCAUGGAAAGAUUAAGAGAACCUCUGGAUCUCCAAGAUUCGCCGGGUGUUUUUGCCGUCGACCUUGCCACAGAGACGUUAUUGAUGACGGAACUCAAGAACUAG
Messenger RNA from Fusarium poae, 1221 nucleotides. RefSeq lists its product as uncharacterized. Bases 1 to 1221 code for a protein of 406 amino acids. Gene Ontology annotation, molecular function: zinc ion binding; DNA-binding transcription factor activity, RNA polymerase II-specific. Gene Ontology annotation, biological process: regulation of DNA-templated transcription. The transcript is spliced from 2 exons. NCBI's taxonomy places the organism in Eukaryota, Fungi, Ascomycota, Sordariomycetes, Hypocreales, Nectriaceae. The record is from RefSeq and is a predicted model, not a curated record.